CUCAUCUGCCCGACGACGUCCAAAGUCAACAACUCACCAAGGUCCACGUAGGCGGCACCUCGACCGCCACCAAAGCACCUUGUCAACCAUGGGCAAGUCCGACUCGUCCCAGGGCAUCCUGGUGCAGAUGUUCAUCAUCUCACCCGCCAUUUCAUGGAUUCUCAAGCCUGGCCGCUUUUCCAAACGCCGUGGUUUCAUCUAUGCUGUCGCCUUCCUCGUGGCCAUCGCUGCUGUCACCAUCGGCAUGGAUCUAUACGCACAAGAGGAGAACUUCUACCACCUCAUGGACGUCGACCGUGAUGCCUCCUAUGCCGACAUCAAGCGCGCCUUCCGCCAGCGCUCUGUAGAGCUCCACCCGGACAAGAAUCCGUCACCAACAGCCUCGGAGGAGUUUAACCGUCUUCGAUUGGCCUUUGACGUUCUUGGAGACGCCAACAAGCGUCCAUUAUACGAUCUGUUCGGCGAAAGCGCCGUGGAUAAGGACCUUUGGUCUUUACAGAUCGAGACUCUCGUGGGAUCGCUGACAUUCUACGCGAUCUGGGCCGUACUCACGUUCAUUUUGACGCUGAGCGAGCAGGCUCGGGAAGCGCGAGCGUGGUCGUUAGCUGCUGGUGUGUUGUGCUUCGUAUUAGAGCUCAACUUUAUCUACGGCGGUGGACGUCUGCCUCCGUAUUUCUUCCCCACGAUGACAGUGCAUGACUUUAUCGCGAUCAUGCACUCGGCGUUCCCGCCGUUCCUGAACGGAUGUCGUGCCAUUGGCGAAUACUUCCACCACGAUUUGGCCCGCGAGAAUUUUGCACUGAGCGUUGAGUUGUUGAAGAGCAACCAGGCGAUUCUUCUGAACAUGCGUCAACUGCAAGGCGAGGUGGCGUCGUCCUCCCGUCGCCGUCCGGAGGUCGUGAAGAGUGACACGAUCCCCGCUGCCGCCAGGAAGCGCUUGAAAAUGGAGAAACACUCUGCAGUUCCGCAGACUGCUGACUCUGUGACGGACGACAAGGCUGCUGCUGAAGAACUGCGCAAGGUCGCAACGCCGGAGCCAGAAGUGCAAAAGGGUGGCAAUGGCCUCGGUAUUCCUCGAUGGGUGUGGGGUGUUGGUAUCUUCGUUGCGCUUAACUACUUCUUCGAUUAGAGAAACCCACACUAGAAGACAGUUAACACCGCGAACAAAACAUGAAAGUCGUCGAUAUGGAACGAGAUGAUCUUCCUCGGUUAAUGGUCCCGGAGCGUCGGGUGGGUGUUUUCCAGCGUGUUGCAGUAACCAGAUUCAGCCCUGCGUUCUCUUGUGGCAGGGUAUGAUGACCUCCAUAUUGUCCUUCUGCUCCUGUUCAAAAGCUUUCCGACCAGUGCUUCAGCUCUACUGCGCACUAUGCAGUCUCCCCAACCUAGUUGGUGCCAUCUUCCUGAGUCACCAGCGAUUAAUUUGCUGCCAGCACGAAAGUGGAGGCACAGUUCCAUGCAUCUCAACUUAUUCGUCGCCACCUUCAUCUUUUCGCUGGACUCCCUCGCCCGUCAACCACAUCGAAGGCUCGAUACAUUUGCUACACUUAGUACAGUUCCGUCA
This is a messenger RNA of Phytophthora nicotianae INRA-310, 1561 nucleotides long. RefSeq lists its product as hypothetical. Gene Ontology annotation, cellular component: cytoplasm. The record is from RefSeq and is a predicted model, not a curated record. The transcript has 4 exons. Gene Ontology annotation, biological process: protein refolding. Bases 89 to 1129 code for a protein of 346 amino acids. Lineage: Eukaryota; Oomycota; Peronosporomycetes; Peronosporales; Peronosporaceae.